Molecule: messenger RNA, 1917 nt
Organism: Exophiala xenobiotica
Lineage: Eukaryota; Fungi; Ascomycota; Eurotiomycetes; Chaetothyriales; Herpotrichiellaceae
Exons: 1
Coding region: 1-1917 (638 amino acids)
Source: RefSeq, a predicted model, not a curated record
AUGUUUGAUGCCGUUCGUGCCACGACGAAGGAGACUGACAGACUCUUCGCAAACAGUUCGUACACUUGGUCAACUUAUGCGAUCUCCACCGAUGGAACAGGUCGGUUGCCAUCCGAUUCUGUGAAUCUCCUGGGAAUGUUGGGUCAUGUUCCAGCCUAUGUGGAUUUCCGCAAAGAACCAGUUCCUUCGCGAGUCAAAUUAGAGCCCAUGGAGUACGACGACAUCAGAGAAUUAUGGGUUCCUGGGAGCUCUGCGUGGAGAACAACAAAUGGCCAGUGCGAUCUUCAAGAGAAGAUCAUAUCACAACGCCUGCUCCUGGGAAUCUCUUCCCCUGCUACGCUCUCUUUCACUGCUGCUGAUGAUCGGUUCAAAAAUUGGCCCGGCGUUGAAAAUAUUGAUCAGCCAGUAAGGGGUAACUGCAUUGCAAUACUGACGCUUGCCUGGUGCUAUAUUCUGUCCGCGAAAUGGGUGGAGAUGCAACCGCCUAGUCACUUGAACAGAGAUCCCGAACCCGCCGGCUUGGAACGGCCGGCGUAUCUCGACGAUACAGCACGAUUCGGUGUGGGUGACACUGCUGCCCGCUCUGAUUUUGUGCACGUUGAUCUAGGAGGAAUCAGCGACGACGCCGCACGGUGGUGGGCUGCCAUCCUUGCUCCGGAGACUGGGUGGGAAGCUGCGAUCGUUUGCUCCGGAAAGAAAUACCUCUCCCCAUGGUCAAUUCGUAUCCGGGCCCGGGAAUCCUUCGUCUUGUCGAGAACCGAAGCAACAUCACAAGAACGAGUGCCGAAAUCCUUCAGAAACGCUCAACAAAUUCCUCCAUCCUACACAAUGGCUUUACAAUACCUGUCUGAAUUCUGCUCCCACCAUGGAGUUUCCGGUCAAUGCUUUGCGGCUCUCGCAACCGCUUUACUUAUCCCCUUCCAAGGCCGACUACGCCAGCUUCAUCUCCCAAGGCCAAAUAUCGAGCCCACUUUCGGAGUUCCCCCUUCGUCUACUUCUUUCGAUGAUAACUUGCAGCAGCAGGCUCAGCUUCUUCCAUUCUACAUGUCGAUCAGCUGCAACACUCAAGGUAUUAGGCCCCUCUUGCAUGGCCCCUUCUACGAACCCAGUUUGUCAUGCAACCUUGUUGGUGCAUGGUUGGAUGGGGCUCUCGAGACGAUUGAUUCUAUCAUUCAACUUCGUGACUAUUCCAAACUGGCAACCGUGAUGUGCAGACGACAGCCCAGGAUUGCGCCGUUGUGGCUUGGAGCUAUCAUUCUCGGCAUUGAAAAUCAAUUUCUUCAGCCUGUACGUGCCGGCAUGUUUGCAAUCGACCUGAACUCAGCUGCUUGGACCAAUACUUCUCACUCGUUCACUGGUCCGAGGCAGCAUAUCCCUUCAAGUUCGCACGGUUCAGAGAUCAGUCGCGCUGAUGAGUGCCGACUUCUUUACAUUGCGCAACCUGAUCACAGCAGAAUCCCGGUGUGUCCGUGGGAACCAUUUGGAUACACAGAUCUACAAGACGUCGAUAUUGAGGUCCGAGAACAUGCCCACUGCGCUGGAAAACACUGUUUACAGUAUGAGAGCUGGGCUUGGGAUUUACGAGACGGCAGCAAAAGUGCACCGGAUCGUGGUUUCAUCCCCAAUGAUGGGUUGAUUGACACUAAUGAGACGGCAUGUGACCUGCUGGUCAACCCUCACGUUCAGCACAGGUCUAGUGCAUCAGAAAGCCAGGCCGAAAUUGCCACUCGAAGUAUAUUCAGCUGGCUACGAUUGAAUGGAUAUCCUUUGCGAGAACGAGAAAUCUGGAUGCAUCCCUGGCUCAAUAUCGACGACUCUGAUGACGAGGAGAGUGACGAUCCGGCCGAAAGCACCGACGCAGACAGCGAAAGGAGGUCAACUAUUGAGAAGUGGGUAUCGAAUGCUGCUGGCAAAUAG